GACACGCGGGGGCGAUGAACGGUGGUGAAAUGGAGUCAGCGCAAGCAAAGAACCAAGCACUCAAAGACGCUGGAGCCGUGGUUCCUACCUCUUAUGAGGCUUUAGAAGGAGCUAUCAAAGAAACAUUUCAAAAGCUGGUCGAAGAGGGUAAAAUAACACCUGUAAAGGAAGUGACACCGCCACAACUUCCUGAAGAUCUUAGCACAGCAAUUAAGAAAGGGAAAGUUCGCGUGCCAACUCACAUUAUUUCCACCAUAUCUGAUGAGAGGGGUGUAGAGCAGCGGUAUGCUGGUGUGCUCAUGUCGACACUUGUAGAGGAGGGAUAUGGUGUUGGUGAUGUCGUUCUCGCUAUUGCUCGCGUUUCAUUCAUAUUUGCAUCAUGAUGUGCGCUGACCACGGUCCUUGUGCCUCUGGUGCACACAACUCCAUUGUGGCAGCUAGGGCUGGAAAAGACCUAAUUUCAAGCUUAGUUUCUGGUAUGUUGCAGACUAUAGUUUUUAAAUGGCUAUCUUUAAGAUCCGUAUA
Messenger RNA from Capsicum annuum, 525 nucleotides. RefSeq names its product ATP-citrate synthase beta chain protein 1-like. The record is from RefSeq and is a predicted model, not a curated record. Gene Ontology annotation, molecular function: ATP citrate synthase activity. The transcript is spliced from 5 exons. The coding region runs from base 15 to 383 and encodes 122 amino acids. Gene Ontology annotation, cellular component: cytosol. Gene Ontology annotation, biological process: acetyl-CoA biosynthetic process; fatty acid biosynthetic process; tricarboxylic acid cycle. Lineage: Eukaryota; Viridiplantae; Streptophyta; Magnoliopsida; Solanales; Solanaceae.